This is a messenger RNA of Meriones unguiculatus (Mongolian gerbil), 10987 nucleotides long. RefSeq names its product ataxin 1 (gene Atxn1). Gene Ontology annotation, biological process: negative regulation of transcription by RNA polymerase II; nervous system development. Lineage: Eukaryota; Metazoa; Chordata; Mammalia; Rodentia; Muridae. Gene Ontology annotation, molecular function: RNA binding; protein binding. Gene Ontology annotation, cellular component: nucleus. The record is from RefSeq and is a predicted model, not a curated record. The transcript has 7 exons. The coding region runs from base 1504 to 3876 and encodes 790 amino acids.
GAGCAUCCAGAAUGCAAGAUGAGACCUUAACAGGAAAACAGGGAUAGGUAGUUUAGCGUCGCUGUUUUUUUGAACAUGAAGCCAUUCAAUCUCUAUUGCACUCUUACCUGCCAGACACCCUUGUUCUAACCGUGCUGUGGGUGUAGAAGCUUGUGGCAUGACAGAGGGUAAGUGACUUGCCCGCUUUUGCCAGGAGUUAAGUGAUCUCAGCUCGGACUGGUAACUACAGCUCUGAACCAUGCUCAAGCCCCGAGCCCUUGCUGUAUGGAGAAGGUUACAGUUAGACACAGAAGACAAAGACUGCCAAGAAAGAUAAAUGAGCUGUAGCUCAGACACAGCAAAUGCUCGGAAACUAAGACCAGGGGACCACUGUGAGACCACCAGCUUCCCAUUUCCAUGCCUGGCCCUCUGCGUGGAGAUGCCCUCGAGCGCCCAAUUCAGGCUGUCUGUGAAGGGUUUCUUCCUUUACUUCCCCACUCGGCCCUGAGAUGCCUACGCGCUUUCGAUAAUCAUUAAUUGAAAAAAACGAUGACCGUGGCACUGUGCUUAUCUUCUCUAGGGAAUUGGCUCAAGUUGGCUCCAGAUGUUGUCCCAGGGAGCUGCUGAACUUUUGCCUCCCGAGAGCCUCACGGGGUCACUGCUCAGCUUGCACGACUUGGCAGAUAGGAGGAGCGAUUUAUCUCUCCAGUGCAAUAGGUGGUGGGGUGUCGCUCGGGGCACACUCUGAGGACAAAGACGUGCGGCCAGGGACUGUCAGUUGUAGCUGGGUGCCUACACGUGUAGCAGGGUUCACGGACCUUCACGCUAUCGCCUUUCCGAGCCUGGCCUGUGCUCUCCUUCCCUGGACCAGCCGGCCAAUCUUCGCUAGUUUGUGUCCAGGUGAUGUCCAGACUGCAGCAUCCUGGAGCAGAAUGAAAGACGCUGCGUUGCAACUUCAAAAGUAGGGUUGCAGUAGACCCUGAGUGAAGCAGAGUGGACUCCAGCCUACACGAAUGAGCUUGAAGCAGGAGCGGUUUUGGGUUCAGGCCUCUUACCCUGAGUUUCUCGACGACAGCCACCCCGUCUACUCAAGCAAAAUCUUCAAGAAAAGGUCCCCGGGGAAGGGAGUGGCUGCUUGUGGCUUCUCACUGGGAUGAAGGCCAGUGGUACAGUUUUCCAAAGAAAAUAGACCAAAACUUUCUUCUUGAGAAGAAACCAACCUGCUGUUGGCAAAGGGUAUUUCUCACCUCUCUGUGAAAAGAAGACAGACAACACCAGAGCCUGGGCGCCCCAGCUGCUGAGGGAAGUUUCCACGGUGAAGUCCUGAGGAGGCUUCCUGGGAGCCGAGCAUAGUGAAUGCUAAUCCGGAGCUGCUACUGCCGGCCUAGCGAACCCACGGGGAGAUGAUUCCUCAUGAAGGGCCUGGAUCCCCUACAGAAAUCCAAUGUGACUCUCUGUUUAUCAGACUAAAAUCAGAGCCAGCCAGACAGUGAAACAGCCACCGUGGAGGGGGGACGGCGAAAAAUGAAAUCCAACCAAGAGCGGAGCAAUGAAUGCCUGCCUCCCAAGAAACGUGAGAUCCCCGCCACCAGCCGGCCCUCUGAGGAGAAGGCCACUACUCUGCCCAGCGACAACCACUGCGUGGAGGGUGUGGCAUGGCUCCCCAGCACCCCUGGCAGCCGGGGCCACGGGGGCGGGCGGCAUGGGCCGGCAGGGACUUCCGGGGAGCUGGGUUUACAAGGAAUGGGUUUACAUAAAGCAUUGUCCACAGGGCUGGACUACUCUCCGCCCAGCGCCCCCAGGUCGGUCCCCGCAGCCACCACGCUGCCCACGGCGUACCCUCCUCCUCAGUCAGGGACGCCGGUGUCUCCCGUGCAGUAUGCCCACCUUUCACACACCUUCCAGUUCAUCGGGUCCUCCCAGUACAGUGGACCCUACGCUGGCUUUAUCCCUUCCCAGCUGAUCUCCCCAUCAGGCAACCCGGUCACCAGUGCGGUGGCCUCAGCUGCAGGGGCCACCACUCCAUCACAGCGCUCCCAACUGGAGGCCUAUUCCACCCUGCUGGCCAACAUGGGCAGUCUGAACCAGGCACCGGGGCAUAAGGUUGAGCCCCCAGCGCAGCAGCACCUCAGCAGGGCUGCGGGCCUCGUCACCCCGGGCUCCCCUCCACCCACCCAGCAGAGCCAGUACAUUCACAUUUCCAGCUCUCCACAGAGCUCCGGGCGGGCAGCAUCUCCUCCACCCAUCCCGGUCCACCUCCAUCCCCAUCAGACGAUGAUCCCGCACACGCUCACCCUGGGGCCCUCAUCCCAGGUGGUCGUGCAGUACAGCGACGCCGGAGGCCACUUCGUUCCUCGAGAGUCCACCAAAAAAGCAGAAAGCAGCCGCUUACAGCAGGCUAUGCAGGCCAAGGAGGUCCUGAACGGGGAGAUGGAGAAGAGCCGGAGGUACGGGGCACCGCCCUCUGUGGAGCUGAGCCUGGGGAAGGCGAGCAGCAAGUCAGUGCCUCAUCCUUAUGAGUCCAGGCAUGUGGUGGUCCACCCAAGCCCAGCAGACUACAGCAGCCGUGACACCCCUGGGGUCCGUGGAUCUGUGAUGGUCCUGCCGAACAGCAGCACCCCCUCGGCCGACCUGGAGGCACAGCAGGGCACCCACCGAGAGGCCUCCCCAUCAACCCUCAAUGACAAGAGCGGCCUGCACCUAGGGAAGCCGGGCCACAGGUCCUACGCGCUGUCCCCCCACACGGUCAUUCAGACCACACACAGCGCAUCAGAGCCCCUCCCGGUGGGUCUACCAGCCACAGCCUUCUACGCUGGGACUCAGCCUCCCGUCAUCGGCUACCUGAGCGGCCAGCAGCAAGCAAUCACCUAUGCUGGCAGUCUGCCCCAGCACCUGGUGAUCCCAGGCACCCAGCCUCUGCUCAUCCCCGUGGGCAGCCCUGACAUGGACACCCCUGGGGCAGCCUCGGCCAUCGUCACAUCAUCACCCCAGUUCGCUGCAGUGCCUCACACGUUUGUCACCACCGCCCUGCCCAAGAGCGAGAACUUCAACCCCGAGGCCCUGGUCACCCAGGCCGCCUACCCAGCCAUGGUGCAGGCCCAGAUCCACCUGCCGGUGGUUCAGUCAGUGGCGUCCCCUGCCGCGGCGCCACCCACGCUGCCGCCAUAUUUCAUGAAAGGCUCCAUCAUCCAGCUGGCCAACGGGGAGCUGAAGAAGGUGGAGGACCUGAAGACGGAGGACUUCAUCCAGAGUGCAGAGAUUAGCAGCGACCUCAAGAUCGACUCCAGCACGGUGGAGAGGAUCGAGGAGAGCCACAGCCCCGGUGUGGCCGUGAUACAGUUUGCUGUUGGAGAACACCGGGCCCAGGUCAGUGUCGAAGUUUUGGUAGAGUAUCCUUUUUUUGUGUUUGGACAGGGCUGGUCAUCCUGCUGUCCUGAGCGAACCAGCCAGCUCUUUGAUCUGCCGUGUUCCAAACUCUCCGUCGGGGACGUCUGCAUUUCACUCACCCUCAAGAACCUGAAGAAUGGCUCUGUUAAAAAGGGCCAGCCCGUGGACCCUGCCAGCGUCUUGCUGAAGCACGCAAAGACCGACAGCCUGGCUGGCAGCAGACACAGAUACGCUGAGCAGGAAAACGGGAUCAACCAGGGAGGCGCGCAGGUGCUCUCUGAGAACGGCGAACUGAAGUUUCCAGAAAAAUUAGGAUUGCCUGCAGCACCCUUCCUCACCAAAAUAGAACCGAGCAAGCCCGCAGCCACAAGGAAGAGGAGGUGGUCGGCACCGGAGACCCGCAAACUGGAGAAGUCGGAGGAUGAGCCUCCUUUGACUCUUCCCAAGCCUUCGCUCAUUCCUCAGGAGGUUAAGAUCUGCAUCGAAGGCCGAUCUAACGUGGGCAAGUAGAGACCGUGCGGGCAGCCGAGGCCCGGGCCUCUUCUGCUGUCUGUAUCCAGAUUACUGUACUGUAGGCUAAAUAACACAGUAUUUACAUGUUAUUCUCUUUAGGUUUGUGUUCUAACCUUGUCAUUAGAGUCAAACAGGUGUGUCGCAGGAGACUGGUGCGUUGGCAUUGUCUGCGCGUGUCUGUUGAGACGGCAGGUAGAGGGUGGUCAGAACCGUGGCCCUGGAGCUCCAGCGCAUCCCGGGCGGCCCUGGAUGUGGCUUCAUGAGCGCCUGCCUUCCCCAGCAGCACAGAGCUGAGGGGCAUCAGUUCUCACUGGUUUCCAGAGCAAAGUCAGUGGGAAGCGACCUGCAAGGGUGUCUGGGUGCGUUCCUGUGAAGGGGUGCAUGGGUGCCAUGGUGGUGAAUGAGGGUCUCUCUUUUUCUCAGCCUCCCCUCUCCGUUCGCUUGCUCAUUCUCAGCAUGAGACUGGGGGACCUGGGUUUCCCACAAGCAAAGUCAUCCUCAGGAGGCCCAGCUUCCGGGCAUUGAGGGGAGGCAUCAGACAGCAGAUGGGAAAGCUAGUUUCGAAGAACAUGGUUCUCUCCAACAUAUUUUACAAUAAAAAGCAACUUUUAAUCAUAGAUAUAUAGAGAUAUAUAUGUAUAUUUCCCCCAUGGGGCCUGACUGCACUGAGUUUUUAUUUUUAUUUUUAAGAACAGCUGCCACGUGCAGGAUUUCAUUUCUGCUCUACCAGGCCGGUGACAUCAUCACCAGGUGUCACGGCGGGCAGGGAAGUCCUUGCUCAGGUCCCUCCUGGUCAGGCGGGUGGCAGUGGGGCUGGGGGACAGAGGGAGCACCCACACUGGUCUCUGCGCAGUGUUAGGGAAAAAAAAAACCGAUCAGGUUGUUUGCAUUGCCUUGGGCUCCCAAGAGGGAAAUGCAAGCUCCCCUCCCGAGAGAGCCAGGGCAGCUCUCGGGGCUGAGCUGGCAGCAUCCUUUCUUUUAGGGUCUAGUACUGUUUCUAGUUCAUAACUAUGAACAACUCGGGUGCCGCUGUUUUUUUUCCCCCCUCAAUCCCAGUGUGACAUGAGGAGUUAGAUAUGGAAGGUAUACAUCUGUUACUAUCUCUUAAGCAGUUAAAAAUGCUGCACAGACUUCUUAACCGAGCAUCUUGGUCUGUCCUUCAAUGAGUACUGUAUCUCACUUCAAACUCUUUGGGAAGAAAAGACAAACCUAAGUUGCUUUCGAUUUUUUUUUUUUUUUCCAACACUGUAACUAUAUUUCAGCUCUGCAAGACUGCUCACAAGCCAGCAGUCGAAAGCUCCCAUCUGGCUUAAAGGGAUGAAUGUGAACUGCAAACUAGCACGUGACGAUAGAUGACCACCAAGUACUGCCCACGGCAGGCACUUGUCACUUUGAUGUUGGAGAAAGUUAAAAGGCGUAUGCAGAGUUGGCAGAGAAACCGAGGAAAGACACGGAGGAAAAGACACACUCGUUUUUGUCCAGUGUUUUUAGGGUGAACUCCUAAAGAACUUUGCGAUUUGCACAUCUUGAGUUUAUAAUUUGUGUGGUAUUCCUGCAGUUUUUAUCCAAUAACAUUGUGGGAAAGGUUUUGGGGGUGGGGGUAAGGGUUGAACAAGCAUAAAUAAAUGUAGCAAAAAUUACUUUCUAACCUGCCUACACCCUAGGCCCUUCUUAGAAGGCUCUGUUCCUUGAGACUUCAUUUUUGUCAUCUGCCAUACCCAUCAUGAGAAGCCAGAUCUGAGAGUUUUCUUCAGACUCAUUGAGAGUUUUCCAUAGAGACAUUUUAUAUAUGUGAGCGAGUAUUUUCAUUUCUAGAGAAAUAAGUGUUAAUGUUAUUUUUCACAAUGACUUUUUUUUUCCUAUUUGAAAUCAAACAAAGAUCUAACGUUUGGUACAAAAACCCAGAAAGGAUAUUUCAUAAAGUCACAAGUUUUCAUUCCCAGAGAUGAAAAAUAUCAUUUGUGGGUUCUGAGUACGUCUUAAAGUGCUUUAAACCAAGUUUUAUAAAUAGGGAGACGUUUUUAAACAUUCUUACUUGGCUGGCUGCAACUAACCUAAAUAAGUUCUUAUUUGACUUUUAACCAUUAAAAAAAAUAAAAAUAAAAAAAAGCCUUCUCAAAUUAGGAAAGAGAGACCUCCCUAAGCAACCCCCUGCUGGCUAAACAGGCUGCCCUCAUAGUGGCUCUCAUUGGGACUGAUGAUUUUUUUUUUAACAGACCAUUUUCUGGGGUGUACCAAAAAUAUCUGAGUAGGUUUCGAGUAGCUGGCCUCUCCCUAAACUCCAUUACCCUCUCGGCACGCUAGCAGGUCAGAGUGGGCUCAUUCUUACAGUCACAUCGUUCUUUUAGUGCUGUGAUUUUUUUUUUUUUUAACGUUUCUGUUCAGAGACCUUGCUUAAUCUUCCACAUAUUCUGCUCAGGGUACUGGCACUUCUAGGUUUCUGUUUUUCUUUUUGUUUGUUUGUUUGUUUUUUCACCUUGGACGGUGAGAGGAAAUAAGGGGCUGCCUCAGAGGUGCCGUGCGGUGGUACUCACGACAGCUGCUGUGGGCUCAGAAAACACACACUGCUUUCUGGCUGAGCUCGAGGAUGGAACUGACUGUGCCCGCUAAACUGACACUAAAGCAGGGAAACACACGGUUCAGAGCAAUAGGAAUAUCCUUCACUUCUGUGGUUCUAUUUCAGGUAUAGGAAUUAUAAAAAAAACCAUUGGUUCUUCUGAAGCUUUUGUCUCAUAUCAUCCUCUCGCUCUCUUAGCAUGUGCAAUACUUUGUGUGCCAAUAGCGUGCUUUCUGGUUAAAGUUCAUUACCAUUUGGCCCUUCCCUCGUUCUGUGGGUCAACCUUCCUUCCCUUCACUGGCCAAAGACAGGCUCAAGGGAAGGAACCACUUUCCCCUUAAUGUGGAUAAGAAUACCGGGGUAGGGGGCCUGUGUGUCUGUCACCAGGACAAGGAGACCUGAGGGAAGCGCCUGGAAGGCCCACCACUGUACUCGGCAAAGGCCCUCCUCUCUGUAGCGAACCUGGAAUGCAGCAAGGAGGCAGGCUGGUUCAUAGGACACACUCCGGAGCAAUGUGGGCCGAAGUCCACCCACUUUCCAGUCUCUCCUGUGUCCUUGAGACUUUGACCUCUGCCUUUGAGCACAAGCAACUUAUGGCAUAUGUGUGUGUGUGUGUGCUGGGCACACCUACAUGGCUUUGCAGGGGACCACCCAGCAACCACAGUCACCAUUCCCUUGCAGCAGCUCUCUCUUCACAUAGGAAGAGCGCGCAGGGGUGGGAACCACCUCUUAUUUGCAGGCUCCCAGAGCAGUGUGUUCAUCUUUCUGUGUAGGGAGCACGGUGAUGGCAGUGCCCUCGGCUUACAAGGGUCAGCCAUGGGCCUCCCUCUGUACCUUUGCAAUAUUUAUCAACAGCCGUCUUUCAUUCUGCUCUUUCCUGCUUUCAAUUUUUUUAAAACAAAUAACAGCAGGCCUUUUGUGUUUACAAUGGAACACGAUCACCAAGAAAUUAGUCAGGGCAAAAAGAAAACAUAGUAAUAUUGCUAAUAAGAAACCAACAAACAAGAACCUCUUUAUAGGAAUUUCUAAAUACAUAAAAUGACUGUUCCUUCGAAUGUUUAACUUUAGAAUUAUUUCAGUUUGUCUGGGCCACCUUGGGGUCAGCGGGAGGGGAUAGGGAUUGUGGGAGAGAAGGCCAAGGAUGCCACUUACCUCAAAUCUUUUUAAAAGUGGGAAUCCCAAUUGCAUUCUUUUCCCCCCUUUGGACUUGCAGGAUAAUCGUCUGUUGUUGGUCACAUUUUGCUUUUCUCAAUUCAUCCGACUCAUUUUGGAUGGCCUGGUUUUUGUGGUGGUGGCAACAGAAUGUCCUUAACUCUGAAUCUUGACCUUGUAUGUUUUCUGUUAGGGUGAGCUUGUUGGGUCCCUCUUCCUCUCCCCUCCCCCCCCCACCAGGAAGUGGCAGCAUCCUUCCUUUCUCCCCUGCAAGGAACUCUGCAGAACCUUUCACACUUCUUACUCAGGGAUGGGGCUGGUGUGUGUGUGUGGAACACGGACGUGUUCAGCAACAGCACUUUGGACUGCUCUGGAGUAGGGUUGUACAAUUUCAAGGAAUGUUUGGAUUUCCCCCGCAUCGUGUGGAUUGCUCCUUAGCUACUGCGCAGAUUGCAAUAUAAGGCUGCACGCUCGAGACAAGUGGCAGCCACUGGCGAUCAGAAAAUCCACUCUUUGCACACAGUUUGAUCUUUACUGAAAUGUUGCCAAAAUCUGUUUUUGUUGUAGCUUCGGAUUUUUUUUUUCUCUCUCUCUUUUUAAGGAAACAAUUGACAAUACCCUUUAACAUCCGUGACUACUAAGGAAACCUAUUUUGUAAACGCUUUCGAAGACACUAACACCUAUUUCAGACAUGGUUGAGGAGGCAGAGCUCUUGGGAUAGAAAGCCAGACUUUUUGAGCUGAGUUGGUUGGCAUGGCAACUGUCUCCUGAACAAGCGAGCAGCUCAACAAACUGGUCUGCCCUCUCCUGAAACCCUCUGCAACCUCCAGCUUCCUAGUUAGCCCCCUUUGACUCCAGGGGAACACAGGGCCUCUACUCUGUAGGACCCAAUCCAGUGUCUUUGAUGGUUGAAAUGAAAGGCAAGAGAAUUAGACUUGGUUAUUUUAAAAAAUGGAGUGAAGGCCUUGGCUUCCACAGCUGUGUUUUGAAUUUCUGAACUAGAGAUUUUAAGGAAAAAUGGAGUAAUAGAGAAUCUACUUUUUUAUGAAGCACAUGCAUAUGACCGGUUGUGUUGGGUUGGUUUCCUCCCUUUUCCAUGGACAGUGUUGUAUUUUUGUUCCUAAGGCAACUCCAAACAGUUUGCACAUUCUCUACUCUGGAGCUGAGAUUUCUUUUACAUAGAUGACCUCGCUUCAAAUGUUACCUUACUGAUAGGCUUUUUUUUUUUCUUGUAGCACUAUACCUUGUGGGAAGUUUUUUGUUUUGUUUUCUUUAAAGUAAGUACACCCAAUUUGAGCAGCCAAAGCUGGGGGGGGGGGUUGUAAGGGAGAUUUUUUUUUUUUUUUGAGGCACUCACUUUGGGGAGUACAGAUAAUUUUUUUAAAAAAUUGCACAAAAGAAAAAAUGAAUGUUGAAAUGAUUCAUUCAGUGUUUGAAAGAGACAGAUCUGUUGAAACCAUGAGUUUCAUAUUUUGUGUGUAUAAAAAAAAUGAAAAACAAAAAACAAAGCAGAGGAGGGUUGGAAGUUACAUGUUUGGGGGUUUUAUUUUUCCUGUAUAUAGAAAUUUGUUGUCUUGAUGAUCAAAUUUGUAUGGUUAUGGCCUGGAGGAAUUACGAUGUCAGAGGCUCUUCAGCUAUCCUACACCUAUGCUUACUGUUUUGUUUUCGUUACACGUGGCUCUUGUGUGAAGGAUGGGAAACUCUGUAUUCCGAUAUUUUGAGAAUACUGUCCAUUCCUAGGCCGGAAGUACUUCCUUAAGUUCCCUUCUUAAGCCAUUGCAACUUCAUUUCUUUGGAUGAUGUCUGACAUUUUCAGCACUUCCUGUUCCUAUAAACCCAAAGAAUAUAAUCCUGAACAUGAAGUGUUUCUAAGAGGGAUCCUCUCCUUCCCAGUAAGACAGGACUCAUGGUGGGGACAAAAAGGUGAGCCUUUCUUCUGCCUCCCACCCCACACCUCAUUGACAUGGGGGGGAAACAUCUCAAUUUGAAUGCCUGGCUUUCAUUUUGAUGUUUCUCAAGUAGAGGCCAGACACAACUGAGCCGCUUCUCAUAUUCCCAUUGGACAGUGGAGCGGGGUGGCACAAACAGCUUAGGGGCAGUAACAGAUCCUGGCCCCGAUUCUUACAUUUGGGUUCACGUCCCCUCCCUUGCUAUGCAAGUUCUUGUAGCUGACAUUCACCCUGACAAAGGCGGAAGGGGGGCAGAGGCUUCAGCUUUUCACAUCCCGACACUUGCAUACAGGAGCUCCACCUGAAUUCACAUUAAGUGUGUUUGGCCAAUAGGAACCAUCUACACCACAGAGGUCUCUAAGAACUUCCCUAACACUUUUUCUCUGAAAGGACUCAAGUCUUCCACUACAGACCACUUGGAGACUCUAUCCACUCACGCUUUCUUGUUCCUUUACUGUCUGGAUGGCCAAGCUGAAGGGCUGUGUGCAAAGCACUGUUUACAGUAACCCUUACCAAGAUAGCAUACUGUCCCCCAGACUCCCCAGCUGAGGUGACACCGGCUUAGAACUUGUGAAACAUCAGUUACCGAGAAGGUUGGUGCAUAGGUUUUCUCCAGUUCUUACAUAAGCCACCUGCUCUGAAGUUAUUCCCUAGUCCAAGAGCGGGAUGAUCCUUUAAGUCGGUGGGGUGUAACAUUGACAACCCACCAGAGCCCCAUUCUGUGACUACUGUCCCCUCCCCAACCCACACCGCAUAAUGCCAGGUAGCAUCAACUGAAAGGGGGUUGCAGCAGAGUCCUGUCAGUAUUUGUGGUGGCCUUUCAAGAAGACAGUCUGCAUCUCCAACCAGUGGAGUCUUGGCCCUAAAGAACCUGAAAGCUGAACCAGAGAAGGUUUGGAUAUCAGGUUCCCAAACCCUCCCAUCUCCAUUCAUACGCCUCCCACAGGCCAAGGGGAAACAGACACCAAAACUUGGGCUGAGGGUACUACCAUGUGGAGAACUAGGGAAAAAAAAACAAAAAAAAAAAAACGUUUUUUGCACCUUAUUGAAAAGAAACUUUUAAGUGCAUACAUAGUUAAGAGCUUUUAUUGUGACAGGAGAACUUUUCCAUAUGCGUGCAUACUCUCUGUAAUUCCAGUGUAAAAUGUUGUACUUGCACUAGCUUUUUUAAAAACAAAUAUUAAAAAAAAAAUGGAAGAAUUCAUAUUCUAUUUUCUAAUCGUGGUGUGUCUAUUUGUAGGAUACACUCGAGUCUGUUUAUUGAAUUUUAUGGUCCCUUUCUUUGAUGGUGCUUGCAGGUUUUCUAGGUAGAAAUUAUUUCAUUAUUAUAAUAAAACAAUGUUUGAUUCAAAAUUUGAACAAAAUUGUUUUAAAUAAAUUGUCUGUAUACCAGUACAAGUUUAUUGUAUAAUACUCGUACUAAUAAUAAAAUAACAGUGCCAAUUGCAAA